AAUAUGAUUUAAUUAUACCAUUUAAUUAAUUAUAUAAUUUAUUCAAAUGAUAUGAUUCCUUUUCCAGAUAUGAGAUCUGUUACUAAUGGCACCAGUCCAGCCCGAUCAUUCCCACAGCCUGCUGAGGUGCCACAUCCAGACCAGGCUCGGCAGGCGGCCCCGGCGAGGCGAGGACUGCCAGCCGACCUUCCCCGAGUUCGUGGAUUACCUGCUGGAGGAGCGGGCGAAGGGCAAGGCCCCGAACGAGCACUGGGCGCCCUACCACUCCUUCUGCUCGCCGUGCCAGCUGCCCUUCGACUACGUCCUGCGCUUCGAGAGUCUGCUGGAGGAGGAGGCCUUCCUGAUCCAGGCGGUCCCAGGACUCUCAACCGUAGUGCAUCCUCGCCGACUCCACUCCUCCCACACAGACUACGAGGCCGUCACUAAACUCUACUUUUCCCAGCUGUCCAGAACGAAGCUGGCGGGUCUGUACGAGAUCUACAAGCGCGACUUCGAGAUCUUUGAUUACGACGCGACACCUUAUUUCGCCUACGCUAAGGCUUCACACUUCAUACAGACACAGUCUUCUACCCCAAUCACACAGGAAGGUCCAUACAGAAUGAAAUUUGAAGACGUGUGA
Messenger RNA from Penaeus chinensis, 619 nucleotides. Its product is annotated as carbohydrate sulfotransferase 11-like. Lineage: Eukaryota; Metazoa; Arthropoda; Malacostraca; Decapoda; Penaeidae. Gene Ontology annotation, molecular function: sulfotransferase activity. Gene Ontology annotation, cellular component: membrane. Gene Ontology annotation, biological process: carbohydrate biosynthetic process. The record is from RefSeq and is a predicted model, not a curated record. The transcript is spliced from 3 exons. The coding region runs from base 86 to 619 and encodes 177 amino acids.